Clonostachys rhizophaga is the source of this 1230-nucleotide messenger RNA. NCBI's taxonomy places the organism in Eukaryota, Fungi, Ascomycota, Sordariomycetes, Hypocreales, Bionectriaceae. The record is from the annotation of a GenBank genome assembly.
AUGCGUGUGUCUCUAAUUGCUUCCGCGCUUGCGUGCGCCUCCCGUGGAAUCUGCGGCGAGAUCCCCUCCUCAGCAUCGAGCAAUGAAGAGGCGCCGGCGUUUCGGGAGGAGCUCCUGAGCUUGCACAAGUGGCUGGUAGAGACCUCAUCAGUCUCUGGUUUGGAGUACACCAUUAGCAAUUCGGUACACGACUAUUUCCUUCGCAAGGGGUGGGCAUCAGUGACCACCGGCGUCCCGCCCAGGGAUAACACACCCAAAAACGAGCCCCGUGCCGACGUUGUGGCCUGGCCUAAGGUGAACGGCGUGCCCAACCCCAGGGUGCUGCUGACGAGCCACAUUGAUACCGUGCCCCCUUUCUAUACCUACCACAUUGAGGAUGGCGAGGUGACCAAGAAGACAAAGAUCAGCGGUCGCGGAAGCGUUGAUGCGAAGGCCAGCGUUGCUGCCAUGGUGACGGCCCUCGACGAACUUCUCAAGGCAGGCAAGGUUGCUAACGGCGAUGUGAUGCUGGCCUUUGUCGUUGGAGAGGAGGUUUCUGGCGACGGGAUGCGCGAGCUGAAUGAUUACUUCCACAUCCGCGAUGUUACUUUCGAUGCCGUCAUCUUUGGUGAGCCCACCGAGGGCAAGCUGGCUUGCGGCCACAAGGGCGCGCUGCAAUGCGAUGUCAGGGCUCACGGGGUGGGCGGACACAGCGGGUAUCCCUGGCUGGGAAAAUCAGCCAAUGAGUUACUGAUGAGGGCCCUGCUGAAGAUCAUAGACACAGAUCUGGGCAGCAGCAAGGUGUACGGCAACACGACGGUCAACGUGGGCCGUCUCCAGGGCGGUGUUGCGGAUAAUGUCAUUCCUGAAGAAGCCUUUGCUGGACUCCAGGUCCGAGUUGCUCUAGGGCCACAAGAGGAGGGCGGGGAUAUCGUCCAGGAGAGAAUGCGGGCGAUUCUGAACGAGGUUGACCCGGAGGCGUUUGAUUUCGAAUGCUCCCAGGGAUACGGGUUUGUGGAGGCUAACUGUGAGGUUGAAGGCUUUGACCAGAUUGUGGUCAACUACGGAACUGAUAUGCCACACCUGAAGGGCGACUUCACGAAGUACCUUUAUGGCCCUGGAACGAUUUUCGUGGCUCAUGGCCCGCACGAGAACCUGACGGUUGGUGAUUUGGAGUCUGCUGUCGAGGGGUACCAAAAGUUGAUUCUCCACGCCCUCCAGGCCAAGGAUGGCGACAACUUGGAGCUGUAA